CGACGUGGAACCUCUACACUGGUUGAACAUAAUCGGCGCCGUAGUCGUCACAGCACCCGAUCAUUGUUGCCGCGUUUUCCUUCAACUUCACUCGUCCAUCAGAACAGACUCCUUAACUAACGACUGCCUUCCUCUGAAAUUCUCAUUUCCCUACAAUCGUCCGUCGCACUCGGUGGCCGAUUUACCGCCAUUGUAGUGUUUCCGUAGAGCUCGAAGUGUCCUUUGGCGAAGCAAGAUCCCCAUUCGAGCUAUCGCAACGUCGCCGUUUAGAAUUACACUCUUCGAUUCAUCAAAUCCUCGGCUACAUCUUGGUGGGCUCCGCAUUGUUUCCGAUCCGAGUUUCGGCUUUCUAAUGGCUUCUUGGCUCAAAGCUGCCGAAGGACUGUUUGAAGUCGUAGAUCGCAGGGCAAAGCUUGUUGUUAGUGAGUUAUCAGAAGAGCAGUCUGAUAUUCAAACUCCAGCUUCUAAUGGCCAAGGAUCUCAAACCAAGAAGACCAAGCCAAAGAAAAAGAAGAAACUAUCCUCAAAUGAGCCUUCUAUAUCGAAGGACGCUGCAGAAGAACAAACGAGCACAUUAUUGUCAACUGUAGAUGUGGUGGUGGCACCUGAAAAGGAUGGAAUUGUUUCUUCCAUUGAAGAUGACCGGACGGUGACUGCAUCUGAUAAGUCUACGACUCAUGUAAACAAAAGGAAGCCAGACGGUGACGACAAUAACGUCCCUAUUUUAGACAUUCCACCAACAGAUGCCGUAGUAGUUGAAGCAGGAAAACAAAUUCCUGAUGACAUGGAAGCAGCCGUUGCUGAUGUUGAGGUUAUCGCACCCACUUCUAAUACGGAACUAAAUAAUGUGAAUGCCUUGGAUCUUCAUGAGGAACAAUUAUUGUCUACACCUAAUCAAGAAGCCGUGGAGAUCAACAAAGAAAAUCGAGAUGAUGCGCAGAGCAAUAAAUUGGGAAGUGAAGAAACUAUCUCGAAGACAGAUCGGGACAUGUCUGAGUCUGCAACUAUGGGGUUCCAGGAUAACGAUGAAAAUCAAACAAAAAAUGAUUCUAAUAAGGUUCAACUGCCAGUCGAACAGAAGCAACAAGAGAAUACAGCUGAUAAGUCUCCUACGAAAGUGCAGGACCAACUUGAAGAGGCACAAGGGUUACUUAAAACUUCAAAUUCCACUGGCGAGUCGAAAGAAGCAAGGCUAGCUCGGGUCUGUGCUGGACUUUCAUCACGUCUUCAAGAAUACAAGUCUGAAAAUGCACAGUUGGAGGAACUUCUUAUUGCAGAGAGAGAAUUGAGUAGAUCAUAUGACGCUCGCAUGAAGAAGUUAGCACAAGAUUUAUCGGAAUCCAAAAGUGAAGUUUCGAGAGUAGAGUCAGGUAUGGCUGAAGCUUUGGCAGCAAAGAACUCUGAAAUUGAGGCUCUUAUUAGUUCCAUGGAUGCACUUAAAAAGCAAGCUGCCUUAUCAGAAGGAAGCCUGAUCUCGAUGCAGGCUAAUAUGGAGUCAAUGAUGAGGAAUAGAGAACUAACCGAGACUAGGAUGAUGCAAGCUCUAAGAGAGGAGCUAGCUUCUGCCGAGCGCAGAGCAGAAGAAGAACGUACUGCCCAUAAUGCUACGAAGAUGGCUUUCAUGGAAAGAGAAAUGGAAUUGGAACAUAGAGCCGUGGAAGCAGCAUCAGCUCUUGCUAGGAUCCAGAGAAUAGCAGAUGAGCGGACAUCGAAAGCAACAGAGCUUGAGCAAAAGGUAGCGCUUCUUGAGGUCGAAUGUUCUUCUUUGAACCAAGAACUGCAAGAUCUGGAAGCUCGUGCACGCCGUGGACACAAAAAGUCACCUGAAGAGGCAAAUCAAUUGAUUCAGAUGCAAGCAUGGCAAGAAGAAGUGGAGCGUGCCCGACAAGGUCAGAGAGACGCUGAAUUGAAACUUUCUUCCAUGGAGGCUGAAGUACAGAAAAUGAGAGUUGAAAUGGCUGCUAUGAAAAGGGAUGCUGAACAUUAUUCACGUCAGGAGCACAUGGAGCUUGAGAAGCGUUAUCGUGAACUAACUGAUCUAUUGUACUACAAGCAAACGCAGUUGGAGGCCAUGGCUAGCGAAAAAGCGGCUGCUGAGUUUCAAUUGGAGAAGGAAAUAAACCGCGCCCAAGAGGCACAGGUAGAGGUAGAAAGAACUCGAGCCUCCCGUCGAGCUUCUGCAACUUGGGAAGAAGAUGCCGAAAUCAAAUCUCUUGAGCCCCUCCCGUUGCAUCACCGAUACAUGGCCGGGACGAGCAUACAGUUGCAAAAAGCAGCCAAAUUAUUAGAUUCUGGAGCAGUCAGGGCAACAAGAUUUCUCUGGCGGUAUCCCACUGCAAGACUUUUACUUCUAUUUUAUUUGGUAUUUGUACACCUUUUCAUGAUGUAUCUACUGCACCGUUUACAGGCUCAAGCGGAUACAUUUGCUGCUAGAGAAGUUGCAGAGUCCAUGGGGCUAGCCAACUCUAAUUUACCUUGAGAUUCUUGAACUGCAUCGCCAACUCCUACACGAGCAGGCAAAUGACAAUAGAUUGAGAAGAUACGAUAGCUCAACUGAAAAGUCGAAACUCGGGUUUUGUUCUAUUGUAACUGCAUAAUGAAUUAUUUACUUCAUAGAAGGAAAAAAAAUCUCUAGAGGCAAUCAAUUUAGAAUGAAUGAGUAUCGCUGGAUAUAGAUGAAUGAUGUCGUAUCUCAUGCUAGCCCUAAGCAUUGAUACUGUCACUGAUUUUUUUUUUUUCUUUUUAAUUGUUUACCUUAAUGAUAACUUAAAUUUUUUUGUACGUUUUCAAUGAA
Molecule: messenger RNA, 2794 nt
Organism: Cucurbita moschata (crookneck pumpkin)
Lineage: Eukaryota; Viridiplantae; Streptophyta; Magnoliopsida; Cucurbitales; Cucurbitaceae
Product: golgin candidate 1
Exons: 21
Coding region: 353-2479 (708 amino acids)
Biological process (GO): Golgi organization; retrograde transport, vesicle recycling within Golgi
Cellular component (GO): Golgi membrane; Golgi cisterna
Source: RefSeq, a predicted model, not a curated record